Oncorhynchus masou masou (cherry salmon) is the source of this 936-nucleotide messenger RNA. Its product is annotated as putative gustatory receptor clone PTE01. Gene Ontology annotation, molecular function: olfactory receptor activity; G protein-coupled receptor activity; odorant binding. The transcript has a single exon. The record is from RefSeq and is a predicted model, not a curated record. Gene Ontology annotation, biological process: detection of chemical stimulus involved in sensory perception of smell; G protein-coupled receptor signaling pathway. Gene Ontology annotation, cellular component: membrane. Bases 1 to 936 code for a protein of 311 amino acids. Lineage: Eukaryota; Metazoa; Chordata; Actinopteri; Salmoniformes; Salmonidae.
AUGGAGAACGAAUCCUUCAGCGUCAGCUAUAAGUUAACUCUGGACCCAUUUUUUAUUCCACCUGGUGGAAAGUAUCCCAUCUUUUUCCUGGGCAUUGCUAUCUAUUCAUUUUGUGCAUUCUGCAACCUGACUUUACUGUCCGUCAUCGUCAUGCAAAGGAACCUUCACAAACCCAUGUAUUUUAUUCUCUUCAGUCUUCCUCUCAACGAUCUGAUAGGAAUCACUGCGAUGCUCCCAAAGGUGCUGUCAGACAUUGUGACUGAGACAAACACGGUCUUUUACCCCCUCUGUGUUAUUCAGGGGUUUCUGCUCCACAUGUACGGAGGCGCGGUUCUCCUUAUUCUUGCGGCUAUGGCCUUUGAUCGUUAUGUUGCCAUCUGCCAGCCGUUGAGGUACAGUACUAUUAUGACACCCAGGAAUGUGGCGGUCAUUAUUUUACUGGUUUGGGGUCUUGACCUCCUCUUGAUCCUACUGCUGUUCUCUCUGCAGGUAAAGCUUCCCCGGUGUAGAUCCUCCAUAAUGAAUGUGUUUUGUGAUAACCCCUCCCUUCUUAAACUCACCUGUGGUAAUACUACACUGAAUAAUGUCGUAGGACUGUUUAACACUGCAGUCAUGCAGGUUAUAAGUGUCUCCAUUCAGAUUUUUUCCUAUGUGAAGAUUCUGAUCACUUGCUUGGUUACAAGAAAGUCUGACGCUAAGAGUAAGGCUUUGAACACCUGUGUGGCACAGUUGGUCAUAUUCUUCAUAUUUGAGGUUGUAGGAACCUUCACAAUUUUAUCACACAGAUUCAAGAUUGUCUCAGCUGACUUGCAAAAGAUUAUGGGCAUGCUCAUCUUUCUAGUAUCUCCACUUCUGAAUCCAAUUGUAUACGGGCUGAAUGCAAGUGAAAUACGAAUCACCCUACUGAAAGUAUUUCUCAACAAAGUAUCAGUCUGA